This is a messenger RNA of Aspergillus uvarum CBS 121591, 795 nucleotides long. RefSeq names its product protoglobin family protein. Lineage: Eukaryota; Fungi; Ascomycota; Eurotiomycetes; Eurotiales; Aspergillaceae. The coding region runs from base 1 to 795 and encodes 264 amino acids. Gene Ontology annotation, molecular function: heme binding; oxygen binding. The transcript is spliced from 3 exons. The record is from RefSeq and is a predicted model, not a curated record.
AUGGAACACUCGCUCGGUUCCGGUCGGCCGAUGAAGCAUGUCGAACGAAAGGCUCUGUAUACCCGCCUAGAGGCGCGCAUCAAUUAUCUUCGAGACUUCUUGGACUUCAACUCAAGAGGGUCGAAAUACAUCAAAGCCUUGAUCCCGGCUGUCGUCAACAUCGUCUACAAGAAACUCCUCGAAACCGACAUCACCGCACGUGCCUUCCACACCCGAGACACCGCCGACGAGACCCCGAUAGAAGAGUUCUUCACCGAGGAGAGCCCUCAGAUUCAACGUCGGAAGAUGUUCCUGCGAUGGUACUUGACGAAGCUCUGCUCCGACCCGUCCCAGAUGGAAUUCUGGCGGUACUUGAACAAAGUUGGAAUGAUGCACACGGCCCAAGAGCGUCUCUACUCGCUGAACAUCGAAUACAUCCACAUGGGCGCCUGCCUGGGAUACAUCCAGGAUAUCUUCACCGAAGCUCUCAUGUCGCACCCCCACCUCUCCCUACCACGCAAGAUCGCCCUGAUCCGGGCCAUCAGCAAGAUCAUCUGGAUCCAGAACGACCUCGUGGCGAGAUGGCGCAUGAGAGACGGCGAGGAGUACGCCGAUGAGAUGUCGGAGAUCAUUGUCGAUGAGAAAGAAGGCUACUUGGGCGACAAGAAGAUCCUGGGCGAUAGCAGCUCGGGCACUUCGAGCGAGGAUGAUCGUUCCAGCGUCCGAAGUGGCAACGUUCCCACUAAUACCCCUGCCUGCCCUUUUGCCGACAUGGCACCAACUUCAUCUCAAACGAAGAUCUGGGCUGGGAAGUAA